GAUAGUUGUGUGAGCUCGUGAGUUUCUCACAGACAUCGUGGCGCCAGGCUUUCACACAAUCACAGGAUAUGUAAAUACUUCAACAACGACCCAUUAGCCUUAAUGAUUGAGAAUUGAUCAGGCGUUAACGCACCUAUCCAUAUGUAAAUGACGGAGGGGUUCGGGGCCUAUAUAAAGACGGCCCUGGUUGUCAUCCUGUCACAACACAGUCUGACCUCAAUUGGAUACAGUUCAUUGCGCAAGAGACAGACAAGCCUUACUACAGCAAACAUGGUGAAAUACUUCUCCGUGGACUGGCUCAUCCAGAGUGACACCCCAACCAACAAGGACCAGGAAUCCAAGGACAUGUCUUUUGCUCACUUCCGACCACAUGUUCCUUGUGUGGUGCAGCCUCGUCAGCCGUCAUCGUUUGACAAAUCUUACCUUCAACCAAAGCCAAAAGUAAAGAAAAGUCUGGAUUUCAACGAUAAACACACGGAACAGGAGCCGGUCGUGACUCCAGCUUGCGGCCCAGCAGAUUGCUCCUCACCAAUUUCAGAAAUCAGUGGCUAUUCUUCUGGCUAUGAAAGCGAAGCGGCCUGCUCUGAAUGCCCUUCCGUGGAUGAUGGGCUUGAAGCGGAGAGGGAGGGUGCUCAGCGCCGGGUCCGAACCAAGUUCACCCCAGAACAAAUCCAGAAACUUGAGAAGAUCUUCAGCAAACACAAAUAUCUGGAUGCUGGGGAGAGAACCAAAACUGCCCUGAAGCUAAACCUCUCUGAAACACAGGUGAGAACGUGGUUCCAGAACCGGAGGAUGAAGGUGAAACGCGAUGUCCAGGAUUUGCGCGCUGAGUACCUGAACCCAGCGAUGCCCACCAUGAUAUACCCGGCAGUUCCAUCCGUUCAGUACCACAGCUUCGGAGCACAGCAGAUCCCCUUUGCCCCCACUGCCAGCAUGCUCUACUCGCCCAUGGGUCAACAAUUGCCGGUUCAGCAGUUGAUCACGCAUCAGACUAUCCACCCAGCAAUGUCUGCAGCUUAUUACUACUAAUUGGCUAUGAAAAAGACACUU
This is a messenger RNA of Alosa sapidissima (American shad), 1050 nucleotides long. Its product is annotated as homeobox protein vent1-like. Gene Ontology annotation, molecular function: DNA binding. The coding region runs from base 148 to 1029 and encodes 293 amino acids. NCBI's taxonomy places the organism in Eukaryota, Metazoa, Chordata, Actinopteri, Clupeiformes, Clupeidae. The record is from RefSeq and is a predicted model, not a curated record. The transcript is spliced from 3 exons.